Messenger RNA from Sciurus carolinensis (gray squirrel), 2293 nucleotides. It is a transcript of the gene Syn3, whose product is annotated as synapsin III. Bases 263 to 1978 code for a protein of 571 amino acids. The record is from RefSeq and is a predicted model, not a curated record. The transcript has 14 exons. Gene Ontology annotation, cellular component: synaptic vesicle membrane; synaptic vesicle. Gene Ontology annotation, biological process: neurotransmitter secretion. NCBI's taxonomy places the organism in Eukaryota, Metazoa, Chordata, Mammalia, Rodentia, Sciuridae. Gene Ontology annotation, molecular function: ATP binding.
UUUAGAACUUUGCCUUGGGAUGCAGGAGGGCUGUGGAAGAAUUCUAAUCAGUGAUCAGCUCACUCUGGCAGCUCUGUGGACAAUGGAUGGAGGCUGGCAUCAGUAAGCUGGUAAGCGGAUUCUUCCAGAGCUGACUUCUGUGCAGAGUUGUCCUGGCUCUUCUGGCCCAAAGCCCUGCCACUGCUCCUUGCUGGAGCCUGCGCGCUGGGCCUCACCUAGACCAGACCGAGUAGAAAGGAGCCAUCUCCAUCCACCAGCAGCCAUGAACUUCCUCCGGCGGCGUCUCUCGGACAGCAGCUUUGUGGCCAACCUGCCUAAUGGCUACAUGACGGACCUGCAGCGCCCAGAUAGCUCCACCAGCUCCCCCGCUUCCCCCGCCAUGGAGAGGAGGCACCCCCAGCCCCUGGCAGCCUCCUUCUCCUCCCCAGGAUCCAGCCUUUUCAGCUCCUUCUCCAGCGCCAUGAAGCAGACCCCGCAGGCGCCCUCAGGGCUGAUGGAGCCUCCAGGCCCCUCCACGCCUGUUGUCCAAAGACCCAGGAUCCUGUUGGUGAUCGAUGAUGCCCACACAGACUGGUCGAAGUAUUUCCAUGGAAAGAAGGUGAAUGGAGAGAUUGAGAUCCGAGUGGAACAGGCAGAGUUCUCAGAGUUGAAUCUGGCUGCCUACGUGACUGGGGGCUGCAUGGUGGACAUGCAAGUCGUGAGAAACGGGACCAAAGUAGUGAGGUCCUUCAAGCCUGACUUCAUCCUGGUCCGUCAGCACGCCUACAGCAUGGCCCUGGGCGAAGACUACCGGAGCCUGGUCAUCGGCCUCCAGUAUGGCGGGCUGCCCGCCGUCAACUCCCUCUACUCCGUCUACAACUUCUGCAGCAAGCCCUGGGUGUUCUCGCAGCUCAUUAAGAUCUUCCAUUCCCUGGGCCCUGAGAAGUUCCCACUAGUGGAGCAAACCUUCUUCCCCAACCAUAAGCCAAUGCUCACAGCCCCGCACUUCCCCGUGGUGGUCAAGCUGGGACACGCCCACGCCGGAAUGGGAAAGAUCAAAGUGGAGAACCAGCAUGACUACCAGGACAUCACCAGCAUGGUGGCCAUGGCCAAAACCUAUGCCACCACUGAGGCCUUCAUUGACUCCAAGUACGACAUCCGCAUCCAGAAAAUCGGAUCCAACUACAAGGCUUACAUGAGAACCUCCAUCUCUGGAAACUGGAAGGCCAACACGGGCUCUGCCAUGCUGGAGCAGGUGGCCAUGACGGAGAGGUACAGGCUGUGGGUGGACAGCUGCUCAGAAAUGUUUGGCGGGCUGGACAUCUGCGCCGUCAAGGCCGUGCACAGCAAGGACGGCAGAGACUACAUCAUCGAGGUAAUGGACAGCUCCAUGCCCCUGAUCGGGGAGCACGUGGAAGAGGACAAACAGCUGAUGGCCGACCUCGUCGUCUCCAAAAUGAGCCAAUUCCUAAUGCCAGGGGGCACAACACCCUCGCCCCUGAAGCCGUGGGCUCCGCAAACCAAACCAGCAAAAUCCCCAGGGCAAGGCCAGCUGGGGCCUCAGCUGGGACAACCGCAGCCACGCCCACCUCCGCAAGGGGGUCCUCGUCAAGCUCAGUCUCCUCAGCCCCCCAGAUCCGGAAGCCCCUCCCAACAGAGGCUCUCCCCGCAAGGCCAGCAACCCCUGAGCCCCCAGUCUGGAUCCCCACAGCAGCAAAGGUCACCAGGCUCUCCACAGCUAUCCCGGGCAUCUGGGGGCAGCUCCCCAAACCAGGCCUCCAAGCCCCGGCCCCCCGCGCAGGGCCGCAGCACCUCCCAGCAGGGUGAGGAGCCCAGGAAGACAGCGCCGCCCCAUCCGCAUCUCAACAAAUCCCAGUCCCUGACCAACAGCCUCAGCACCUCGGACGCCUCCCAGCGCGGGACCCCGAGCGAGGACGAGGCCAAGGCUGAGACCAUCCGCAACCUGAGGAAGUCCUUCGCCAGCCUCUUCUCCGACUAGCCGUCCAGGUCCGGGGACAGGAGGCCCAGUGCUGGGCCCGCUCCUGCCCGGCCUCCUCCUCGGCCUUGGUUCCUGGAGGAACAGAAGCCAGGGCCUGAGAACGCACUUUCUAAAUGCCUUUGACCCGGGAACCGGCUGGCCAUCGCCACGUGUCCCCACUUUCCUUUGCCAUGACACUCCCAUGCCGUCUGAAUGAGUGGGGGGCCCUCGAGAGCCCCCCGGGCUCCUCGAAAUCGGGCUCCUGAACAGACAGCGCCUGGCCCGCCCGCCGCCCCUGCUUGCUCCCCUGCCUGCCACGAGCCGGCUGCUGUCCGA